AUGGAAGUUGUUAGUUUGACUGGCACUAUUGGACAUGACGAGAAAUCGAAUCCCAGGGGCCUAAUACCUGUGCGUGAUAAAUUGCAAUGUAUUGCCGCGUACCAGCUAAAUUACUUGGGGCACUGCACAGCAGUUGUAUAUAUUGCUAAUCGUGAAUCAAAUGCCUGGUCAUAUAACGUAUUAAGAAAAAAAAUAAACAAAACACUUCAGCUGAAAAACGAAGAGAGGUUUCUAGAAAGAAGAAGACAGAGGGAAAUCAAAGAUCAGAGAAUAUCUAUCCUUGAUAAAUAUCAAAGAGACACGGAAACUUUGGAUGAUAUUCUGCACUACAGAGUUAUAAAAAAGCGGUCGAAAAAAUGGCGGAAGAUAAAAGAAAUCGAAAAUGAUUUCCGCCGUUUAAUUGCUAUGGAAGGCGCGAAAUAUAAUUUUAAACGGGAUAUGUUUUGGCGUACUUGGAGGAAGGUGUUGUCUGAAGACGGUGUGGAGAAGCUAGUAUGUUAUAAGUGUAAUAAUCCUAUCGUUGUUAAUUCAACGGAAUGUCAGAGCUGUGGGCUGUGGACAAUCGAAGAUCAACCUUCACCAUGUCCUUACGAGUUCUUCUCGGUAAUCGACGAGCACACGUUAUGCGGGGCCAACUACACCAAGUUUAAAGACAUAUACAAUGAUUGCCCGUCUGUCAUAACGUUCUCUGAAAUGCAAAGCUCGUGUGACAAUCCUAUUGAGACGGCUUGGCGGUUCAGUAAGCUGUACGGUACGUCGGGCGAGUAUGAUAAUAUUAUUUGUCAAGGCAAGGAUUACUGUGAAAUUUUUACUAUGUACGAGAUAACACCACAACACGUAUCCUUCAGAAUAAUAAACUCGACGAACGACGUAAUUUACUCACGAAUCAUGAAACCAAACAGAACAAACUUCUUUUGCGUUGACGACUGCGGCCAUUUUAAUUCAUACACGAAAAAAAUCACCAAAAACGAUCGGCCGUUAAAAUUAGACUUGCUUUCGUCGAGAAUAAACAAAAGGGAGGAUGUUUUGAAUAGAUUGAAUGAAACAAUCCAAAAAAUUCUCUUUGAUAUACAUACUGCCGAAGACGAAAGAAAGGCGGCAACUGAAACGUCAAUGUCAAAAGUUGGCGCCAAAAGGCAGAGAAUUUUCAAAAAGAAGUUGAAAUCUAAAUUGCGGAAAAGACAGCAAAAUAACUUGGAUUUUAUUGAGAAACCGGUACAUAAUUAUUCAGUUUCGUUAGACGGUACUUUGCCAAAGCCAACUCCAGUCUCGGCUUGUAAAAAGAUUGAGAACAAAUAUCAUAUUUCUUCUGAAGCUUUAGACGAAGACCAUUUGUUUUAAUUUAUACCCUGAUCGUUUAGUUUACAUAGAAUUUAAAUACUUAUAUAAUUUGUACGAUUGUGAGGAAAGCGUGCGAUGAAUGUUGUAUUUAAAACGCUAAAAUUCGAAUGCAACGUGACAGGAAGGAAAGAGUAAACAACGCUGGCGGUGAAAUUGCUGUGACGUCAUCGAAAAAAAAUAAUGUAACAGAAAUCAUUAAGAAUGUUCUGAUGGCUUUUGGCUUAAAUGAUGCAAACGGAUAACUAACGGGGAUUUAUCGGAAUCGCGCGACUAGUUUAACUCGCCCAUUGCCGUGUAAGCUCAUGAUUAAGGACUCCAGAUGGGUCUGAAACUAGUCAGGCAAUUCCGAUAAUUACGGUUGGGUUCCGUAAACACCGUUGUGUUAUUUAGUAUGAAUGUCUUAUAGAAUAUUGUAAAAUAAAACGAAAGACCACAAUUUAAAAAUUAUAUAUUUUCAUCAUAAAACUAGGUUUAACAAUUAGUUUUGAGUAGAACUUAAAUAUAACUAAAUUAAGGCACAAUGGAGUCUAAACAUCUAAAUAUAACAUGCAUUUUUUAUAAAAAUAUAAUUUGUAUUUUGUAAUUUUUAACAUGCGUUUUUAUUUAACCCUAAUUAUAAUUUAUACCUCUAUGUAUUGAAGUUAUUUAACCCAGAGGGCAAUGAGCAUUUAAUUUUUCAGAAUAUACCAAAUUGAAU
Trichoplusia ni (cabbage looper) is the source of this 2038-nucleotide messenger RNA. RefSeq lists its product as uncharacterized. The transcript is spliced from 6 exons. The record is from RefSeq and is a predicted model, not a curated record. NCBI's taxonomy places the organism in Eukaryota, Metazoa, Arthropoda, Insecta, Lepidoptera, Noctuidae. The coding region runs from base 1 to 1341 and encodes 446 amino acids.